Clarias gariepinus (North African catfish) is the source of this 1646-nucleotide messenger RNA. RefSeq names its product transcobalamin II (gene tcn2). Gene Ontology annotation, molecular function: cobalamin binding. The record is from RefSeq and is a predicted model, not a curated record. The transcript is spliced from 10 exons. Gene Ontology annotation, biological process: cobalamin transport. Lineage: Eukaryota; Metazoa; Chordata; Actinopteri; Siluriformes; Clariidae. The coding region runs from base 114 to 1391 and encodes 425 amino acids.
UUUUGAUACUUUGUAACAUGCUGAAAUUAAAAAGUGCAGUCUGAAGCAGUAAAUCACUCAGAGUUACUGCGUCCAUUCACAGAACUUCAUCCCUGACAGCACGCUGAACACAGAUGAAGAUGAUUCUCUGCUUUAUAGCCGCUCUAAUUACUAUAACUGCAGCAGAUACAUCAUGCGCAGGCUCGGAUCACGAAACUCUCCUGCUGCAGCUGAAUCAGGAUCUGCUGCGCGCCACUGAAAACCAGGAGUCGCUUCCCAACCCGAGCAUACACAUCGCCCUGCGUCUCUCCACUCGGCACAACCUGCUCAAAGAGACGCAGUACCUCAACCAGCUUAAGACCAAGUUCUUUGAGGACAUUGAGAGAACUCUAAACAGGAAUGAGCCUGUGGUGGGCCGCCUCGCCCUCUACGUGAUGGCGUUAAAAUCUUCCUGUGAUGACCUACACAAUGCAUCACUCACGGUGGGUGGAAAGAGCCAACCUUUGCUCACACAUUUGAAGAAACAGCUAGAGCUGGAAAAGGAACACAUUGCAUCCGGAAAUCGGCCCCUGACCAACUACUACCAGUACUCCCUGGGAAUUCUGGCUCUGUGUUUAAGCGGGGUGAGAGUGAACCCGCAUGUCGGUCACAAGCUUAUCCACGCCUCCCUGAAGAGCCUUUUCAUACACGGUGACUCCGAAAGUGUGGACACGGUUGCGAUGGCAGGCAUGGCCCUGCAGUGUCUCAAAGAAGCUGACGCAGUUCAACCGAAUGAGGAGCUGGACAAGGCCCUGGAAAAGAUCAAACAGAAGCUUGUGAACUCUCAGCGAGAUGAUGGCCACCUGGGCAAUGAGUUCAGCACUGGCCUGGCUGUACAGGCAUUACUGGCGAUGGGCAAUAAAGUAGAUGAGUGCGAUAAAUCUAUGAAGGCUUUGUGGUCUGCUGCCAGAAAUGGUUCCUACCACAACCCCAUGGCAAUCUCUCAGACCUUGCCCGCUCUCCAACAACGCUCGUAUCUCAACCUGAAGAACAAGUUAUGUCUCAAUGAGGAUGACACUCUGACUCUGGGUCCUACUCCAGUUGUCCUGCCAGGCCAGACAGUUACUGUGCAGGUGGAGAUCGAGGUCAUAAAAGCAGACGGCUCGUCAUCAAGUUUUCAGAUCAGAGUUCCCAGCGGCACCUCGCUGCUCGAGACUAUGACACUGCUUCAGCAAAAGCGGAACGACUUCAAGUUUAAGACGGAGGACAGUCUGUGGGGGCCGUUCCUUAGUGUACUGAACGGAGAACAGGCACGACAGAGCGACCGGAGAUACUGGCACAUUGCCUCAGACGGGAAAUCACUGAGUCAGGGCGUAAAGGACUACAAGAUUGAAGCAGCUCAGAAAAUCACCUUCAAGAACACAGUCUACUGAUCUGGGUCCAAAACGAGACAUAGGAACUUUAAAUGAGAAUGAUUUUAGUAAUUUUUAGUGCUCUUCUGUUAUAGAACAGGUAGUUACAUUCAGCUAAUCUGACAUGUUGUGCAGCAUCCCGAGUGCUGAUAUUCAGUAUGUAAGCACUGUGUCAUGUCUCUGUGUGAAUCACACCACUUUUGUCUGUGUUUGUUACAAAUAAAAUUCCAACUCUAGCGUUAUUACACUGAAAUUUUUUACUAGGUUUACAACUGG